Messenger RNA from Cimex lectularius (bed bug), 2072 nucleotides. RefSeq names its product methenyltetrahydrofolate synthase domain-containing protein (gene lost). The record is from RefSeq and is a predicted model, not a curated record. The transcript has 7 exons. Bases 320 to 1792 code for a protein of 490 amino acids. NCBI's taxonomy places the organism in Eukaryota, Metazoa, Arthropoda, Insecta, Hemiptera, Cimicidae. Gene Ontology annotation, cellular component: cytoplasm.
GGUCCGGCACCGAGCCUAUAAAAAGGGCGAGGAUCACAUGGCCGGCAUCAGUAGGAGUUGAGAUUGCCCAGUGAAAAAGGAAGAGAGAAAAAUCCGCUCAAGCGAGAGUUCGAACCCCCCCACAACCCAACCCCGGGACCAUUUAGGCUUACAAAAGGAUCUCCUUUUUUCUAGAAAAAUCCUAAAUCGGUGAUAAUUUUUCUGAAGGAAAAAAGUCGAUACAGCAGUUCCUUGUCCCUUAACUGCAUCAUUUCAAUUUAUUUUCAUAACGACAUUUUUUCUUUGGAAAUUUUGAAUCUUUGCUAACUUAAGGAACAAAAUGACGGCUGGAGAUGAAAUUAAGCCUAGUGAGGUCAAGGCUCAGACUCAAGUCGAGAAGGAGGUGACUCCUCCGAAGGGGAAGGAGGAAGAGCCUACAAAGGCGAGUAUAAGGAACCAAAUGUGGGCUAAACUCGAAAGUUCCGACCUCGUCCUGUUUCCGAGACCUUGCAAGUACCGAAUACCUCGGAUCAAGGGCGAGAACGAAGCCGUUGAGAGGCUCGCACAGCUUGAUAUAUUUAAGAGUGCUAAAGUUGUUAAAGUUAACCUCGAUAAAGCACAUGAGCGAGUCCGGCUUGAAGUCAUUCAGUCUGGGAAGGAGCUAGUGGCCGGAACUCCAGGCCUGCGGGAAGCCGUGUUCCUCCUAAUGAGACCACCGAUGGAGCCGAACAAGAUGGCUAACAAAAUGGCAGCAUCAAGGAUCGGAAUCCACCAUUUGGGCAUGGCCCUUGACUUUUCUUCCGAGUCAAAGGCUGAUCUCGUCAUCCUAGGAUCGGUGGCGGUAGACAAAAAAGGUCAUCGUAUUGGGAAAGGAGAAGGAUUUUCAGAUUUAGAGUAUGCCCUCCUUUCCAAACUUGGAGCCAUUUCCCCGAAUGCUGUCAUCGCAACAAUUGUACAUGAUGUUCAGGUGUAUGAUGAAUUCCCUGAAUCAAUGUUUAAACCGCAUGAUGUACCAGUCGAUGUCAUAGUCACACCUACUCAGGUGAUAGAAGUAGAAAAACGACUUCCACGACCAAGUUUGAUGUGGAACUUAUUAUCAAAUAGGCGUGUGAACGAUAUACCCAUAAUAAGGCAAUUGCUUGACAAAGAACAGUUGGGCGGGAACAAGAUAGAAUUGAAGGAGGUAGACUCUGAACCAGAGUCACAGCGCCCCUUCUUGCCAAUUCGUAGGCGUAGAUUUAUGAGACGUAGGAGGCAGGCAUCAGCGCCUGAGCAAAGGCAACAGGGAAGACCGAUUAGGAGGGAAUCAAGUGCACCCCCUCCAAACAGGUCCAGCAGAACAUUCCGCAGAAGGCCGAGAAGGCAGCUGCCGGCAGGUGCCGAAUCGCCAAAAAAUUAUGUUGUUUUAAAGGUUGAAGGUCAAAGAGAAACUGGUGUGAAGCCAAUGCGCAGAGGCCCUAUGAGGAGAAUCAGCAAACCACGCUACACAGUAGAUUUUAGCAUCCGUGUUAAUGGGCUGACCUCAUCAGUGCGUAUAAGAGAUCUCAAAGCUGCUCUCAUUGAGCGUGGUGUAAGGCCAAAUGACAUCUCAUGGCGUGCAACCAAGGGUGUUGCUUUGCUUCACUUUGCUAAGCGCAAACACCAUGUAGCUCAAGAGACCAUUCCGAUGGUGACUGCUGGAGUUGAUGAAGUAGUUGCAUCUCUCCAAGGAUUAUCUGUCAAAUCGGAAGAUGGCCCAGCAAUGGACCUCAGCGUCGAGGCUGCAAAACCAAUUGUUCGUGCAGAACCUGUGGCUGAGGCUACUGCUGUCUAAUUAAAACAAAAAAAAAGAAAAACAUAUCCUAUCAAGCAAGUCUCCAAAUCACCCGUUCGAUUCUAUCUUUGUUCAACUGUUUUUCAAUCGUUUGUUGACCGCAUCUUUAGUUAAUUGUUUUAUAUUUCAAAAAGAUCAUUUCGUUUUGCCUAUUGUUUCUAAUAGAGAUUCUGUUGCUGAAGAAGAAUUACUAUUUGCAUUUAUGCGAUUGAAAGUUAAUCUAACGGGAAUGGAAAAUUUAGACCAAGUUCACAUAAAUAAAGCACAGUUCAUUUGAAAA